AUGAGGUCUGCCGCAACGCUUGCGGCCAGCUCGCUCCUGGCUUCCGUUGCACAGGCACAGGUGGUACAAUGGAAUAUCCAGAAGCGAGAAGCUAAGCCCAAGGAGGGACUCAUCAAGCGCGCGGCCUCGACAUACACAGAAGUCAUCACCAACGAGGAGGCAAGAGGUGGCUAUUUCGCGACCGUCUCGAUCGGCACACCGAGUCAGAACUUGACUUUGCAAUUGGACACUGGAAGCAGUGAUAUCUGGGUUCCAUCAAGCGAGGCCUCCAUAUGCUCAACGUCGGGAAGGACUUCGAGCAGCAGCAGUAGCGGCUGCACAUUUGGUUCUUUCGAUCAUUCAGCUUCAACCUCCUACACGGUUGUGGGUCAAGGUGAAUUUAGUAUUUCAUACGUCGACGGAAGCUCGUCCAAGGGCGACUACUUCACGGAUGAUUUCGAAAUCGGGGGCGCCAGUCUCACCAAUGUUACCAUGGGCUUGGGCGAGGAGACUGAUAUCGCAUAUGGUUUGGUUGGAGUUGGUUACGCCAUUAACGAGGCCAUUGUUGGCACGGAGCAGUCCUACUCUGCGGCCUACGACAACCUGCCUGUGCAGAUGAAGAAUGAAGGUCUCAUUGCCACCAACGCCUACAGCUUGUGGCUCAACGAUCUCGACGCCAGCACCGGUCAGAUUCUCUUUGGUGGAAUCGACACAGACAAAUACGAGGGCGAUCUCAGCCGGAUCGACAUCAUUCCUGAUACCAACGGCCGCUACAGCUCCUUUGAGGUAUAUCUCACGUCAGUCGUCGCCAACUCAUCGUCUGGCUCCGACACAUUGAGUUCAACCGAGUAUCCUAUUCCAGUUGUGCUGGAUUCUGGUACCACUCUGAGCUAUUUGCCCAACGAUCUUGCUCGACAAGUCUGGCAGGAGGUCGGUGCUAUCUACUCUAGCGACGUUGCAUCUGCUGUUCUCCCUUGUUCCAUGGCCAAUAGCGCUGGACAAUUUAUCUUCCAGUUCGCUGGUAGCAAUGGCCCCAAGAUCUCCGUCGGCAUGGAUGAGCUUGUUCUUUCUCUCGUCACCUCCGGUACUGGUCCUACUUUUGACUCUGGUGACUACAAGGGCCAAGAGGCUUGUCAGUUCGGUAUCCAGAACUUCAGCAGCGACCCUUUCCUGCUGGGUGACACUUUCCUGCGCUCCGCUUAUGUCGUUUAUGACUUGGAGAACAACCAGAUCGGAAUUGCCAAGACCGAUUUUAACGCAACUACCUCUAAUGUUGUGGCCUUCGCUAGUGAAGGUGCCCAAAUCCCGAGCGCCACCGCUGUUGCCAACCAGGUCACUGCCUCCGCAGGAAGCGGCUCGGUGACUACUCCUACCUACGGUGCCAGCUCUGGCUUUGGUGUCAAGAGCGCUGCCUCUACGGUUCCUGCUUUUGAAUGGGCACAGGUCGGUGUUAUGGGAGCUGCCACUCUAUUCAUGUUUGUUGGCAGCGGUUUCUUCUUGUUGUAG
Molecule: messenger RNA, 1485 nt
Organism: Truncatella angustata
Lineage: Eukaryota; Fungi; Ascomycota; Sordariomycetes; Amphisphaeriales; Sporocadaceae
Product: aspartic peptidase domain-containing protein
Exons: 2
Coding region: 1-1485 (494 amino acids)
Biological process (GO): proteolysis
Molecular function (GO): aspartic-type endopeptidase activity
Source: RefSeq, a predicted model, not a curated record